This is a messenger RNA of Talaromyces proteolyticus, 608 nucleotides long. RefSeq lists its product as uncharacterized. Lineage: Eukaryota; Fungi; Ascomycota; Eurotiomycetes; Eurotiales; Trichocomaceae. The coding region runs from base 160 to 474 and encodes 104 amino acids. The transcript has 3 exons. The record is from RefSeq and is a predicted model, not a curated record.
ACAAGACGAGCAGUAUUCAUGCGUAACAUAAAUAGCAUCAUUCAGUAUCUGGCUAGGACUCUCAGCCCUGCUGGCGAUCCACUGCCAAGACGUUGAGCGAGAACCAGGCUGAGCCUCAACUCCAAUUCUGCGUGAAUCCGAUAGACGCAUACAAAUUCCAUGUGUCUUCACUGGCAGAUAAAACAAAUACAAUACAGGAGGCAUACAAGGACACCGCACAUUACCAGCAUGUCUGUUAACGUAUUGACUAUUGCUCAGCUUGGGCGCGUGGCGAUUGGCCAAGGAGCGGUGAGCAUCGAUUCAUGGUGGAUUGAUCAAUCAAUAAUACGAUUGUCAUUUCCGCCGCUUCCGUUGCCAAAAAAAGAUCCAUUGAUGGCGUGGUGGCUUGGUGGCACUCAGGGGUUGUUGAACAAUAUUAUUAUAAUGAAAUGGCAUAAUGAUAUUAAGGGGCUUGGUUACCGACGCUUAAUGUGAUUGUUAUUAUAAUUUAUGAUUGAUGGCUGUCCUGCAAGUUGCGUAAAUCAUAAUUAGAUCCAUGACAAGGACAAGGAACUGCGAUGUAUCCCCAAUUCUCGUCUGUAUCGGUCCCCCGCUGCCCUCUUGCUCUC